AUGCUCUCGAACGCGACGCGCAUCAACAGCGACCCGAGUUGGAGGCUAAAGGAGUUCAUGUCAAGCCCAAUGGCGCCUCCAUCGGACGUCCAGCUUUUGCUAUUCAAUGACCUAAAAUUCUUCUUGUCCGCCACUGUGCCACAAAGAUCAUGGUGUGCUGAACAAAUAACAAGCCACGGUGGGAAAGUCGUGCACCUCGAGAAAGCUGCCGACAUUUUCCUCGUUGAUAAUAUGAGAAAAGACCUCCCACAAGGAAGCUAUUCUUUCAAGUUCAUAGAUCGCUGUUUACGCGCAGGGAAGCUGUUGGAUCUGGAAGACUUCCGUGCAGGGCCCGCACCCGGAAGUAUUCGCCCUGUAGGGUCGAUAUCUACUCCCUCCAAAAAGCAACGGGCAGGAUUCUCAGCAAAAGACGACCAGAUUCUAUAUGAUUGGGUAAAGCCUUUCGAACAACAAGGUGGCCCAAUCAGGGGAAAUAAAAUUUAUCAACAACUUGAACAACAACAUCCCCAACAUACAUACCAGUCAUGGCGAGAUCGGUACCUACGAACAGUCAAGGAUCGUCCACGCCCAGUGGCUAGGGAGGACAAUCCUGGUGGACAGGCUCCCUCUAUUGCAUUGAACUCAUCAGAGUCGAGCAGAGAGCCUUUAGUGCCAGAGGAACAUUCAAAGUCACCGUCUCCUCAUAUCACUUCUAUUUCCUUCUCAGAUUCCGAGGAAGCCCGACUGUUCCGUAUGGCGCCCCAAAUUAUAGAGAUUGAUACCUCACGAGAAGCUGAAUUCUGGGAAGGGUUUUCCUUGGUAAAUACCCGCCACACGGCAUCUGAAUGGAAAAGCUAUUUUGAUGCAAAUGUCCGACCCAAAUAUGUCGCAGAUUCUAAAGAACCAGAGGCAUCAUCAAGUCAGCCCGCUUCUCCUUCUUCUGCCAGAGUCUCUCAACAAUCCAGUGCUCUAUCGCCUCGAAUAGCAUUGUCAACAAAGACAAUCAUUCCUCCACCCCAGGUUCAAGGUUCAGAUAACGGAGAUGCGCCGCUUAUACGUAUGGCAUCCAACUUUACGGGGAAGAGAAAACGCAACUCAUGGAACGAUGGCGUGCCACAUGAUACCACCAGUGGAGAUGAGACUGAACUUCCCUCCAGGAAACGACAGCGAACGGCCAAAGAUACAGAAAUAUUCGGUAAAGGUAUAGUACAGCCUAGCGUAUGGAGACACGGAGUGGAGCGAGAAUCAACCAUAGCUUCGUUGUCAGAUACCGAGGGAAAUACAGCUAGAGCACCGAAUGGAACUUCUCCCUUUUAUGAAGAAUUGCCGAUCGAGCUCGCUGGCUCAGCAUCUAGAGACGCAGUGCCAUCAUCUCAUUCAUCAGCCAAUUCGUCCCAAUCCAGUGAAAAAUAUGAAACUGCUCUACAAGGUCAAUCAACCCAAGCGAUCUUUGCUGAUCCCUUACAACAUUCUCAGGAACUCGAUGACUUGCUCAAUGGACCGCUGCCGAAUAUUCCAGAUACAGCCGAACCGCUGGAUAUAGCUGAAGAUGAAAAGGAAGUUCAAGAACUAGAUGUAUGGAUUGAAUCAAGACUCAGAACAGGCAGAGCAAAGGAUGAAGACCAAAUCACUCAGGCACUUUCAUGUACCUCCAUGAACCCUUUUGUUGCCGAUAUAGUACUAGACUAUCUCAAGGAGGGUAAGGCCAUUCCAACCGACAUACCGGGAAUAUGGACCGAAGAAGACGAUCAUCUAUUAGUCACCGGAAAUCAUAAUGAUGUACUUAAAUUGCAGAAGAAACAUGGUGUCGAAAAUGCCGAUAUACGGGGAGAGUAUUUGAACAAUGUGCGGCAGCUGGAGUUGGAAGAUGAGGAAGCUUCAGCCAGCUCACCAGUUUGUUGA
This is a messenger RNA of Ophidiomyces ophidiicola, 1881 nucleotides long. RefSeq lists its product as uncharacterized. Gene Ontology annotation, molecular function: telomeric repeat DNA binding. Gene Ontology annotation, biological process: telomere maintenance via telomere lengthening; regulation of DNA-templated transcription. The coding region runs from base 1 to 1881 and encodes 626 amino acids. The record is from RefSeq and is a predicted model, not a curated record. Gene Ontology annotation, cellular component: shelterin complex. Lineage: Eukaryota; Fungi; Ascomycota; Eurotiomycetes; Onygenales; Onygenaceae. The transcript has 5 exons.